CCUACCAACGUCUCGACCUCGAAACACAGCACGCAUAUAUAGCUUAGAUGUCUUACUGCUGCGGCAAACUUACUCAUAGGCUGUGCCGGUGAACUCUGUCAACUUCAAAUUUUCGCCAAAGCAGAAAUGUCGACACGGCGAAAAUCAACGCGAGCUACAAACUUUAACAAUAUCCAGGAGCAGCAGCGCAAUGAAAAGAUUCAGAAGCGUCAGGCCGUGCGGGGCGGGGACGGUGUCCGGCAGCAGGUGCACCGGGUCCUGACUGAGGCCGCGCUGCAGACGGUGUGGCAGCUCUACGAGAAGUACGCAAACGCCAGCCCGCUGCUGGAGCGAUAUGCGGAGGACGGCGGUGGCACGGGGUCCUCAGCUGCAGGCGCCCGGCGGAGUGAACGGCGCAGGGCGGGGAACAGCGGCGGCGGUGCGGCGGCCGACGACGACGGCGCGGGCGGUGGCGCGGUGAAGGAGGCCCUGGCCGGCGCGGAGGCGGCGGCGGCGGCGGAGGCGGCGAGGGUCUGGGAGGAGAACGGCCACCACUGCCUGGACCUGCUGGAGCCGCUGCUGCUGCCGCCCGACACAGCCGCGCCCAAGCACGUGCAGGAGGCCCUGAUGCACCUGGUGCUCAACGCCGAGGCGCACCGCACACAUCUGUCCGCCAGGGCGCUCAGCCUUCUGGAGCGGCUGCUGGAGCGCCACCCGCCCGUGCGCCUGGUGGGGGUGGGGGGCACGCCGGAGCCAGGUGUUGGGGACCAAGGCGGAGAUGAGGAGGACGAGGAGGAGCAGCAGGAGGGCAGUGGUGGGGCAGGGGGCGCGGGGUCGGCGCGCCGGCCCCACCUGGAGGUGAACCCCGACCUGUGGGAGCCGGUGUCGGGCACCUGGACGCGCGCUCCUCUGUGUGGCCUGCCGCGACUGGCACGCGGGCUGCAGCAGCUGCGUGGCCUGAUGCUGCUGGCGGGCGGCGCACACAACUGCGUGGCGCGGGCGGUGGAGGCGGCCGGGCACCCGGCACUGCCGCGGGCGUCAGACAAGGACGCGGCCGAGUGCGGGGACGUGGGCCAGCUGCUGCUGCUGCGCUACUGGGUCCGCAUGCUGUGUGCCGACAUGGAGGUGCGGCUGCAGGCGGCACACAGCAGCCUGGGGGCCAGGGGGCGCGCGGAGGAGGCCGCGGAGGCAGGCGGCGAGGCGGAGGAGGCGGAGGCGCGGGCGGCGGUGGAUGGCAGCCUAUUGCUGCGGCUGCUCAAGACCGCGGACCUCAACCUGGGCUGGCAGUACGAGACCAACGCCAAGCCCAAGCUGGUGCGGCUGCUGGCCUCCACAGCCGUGUAUGGAGCCAUGGGGGCGCGGGCGGGGGCGGUGCUGCCGCUGCCGGGCGGGCAUGGCAGCAGCGGCGCGGGGGCAAGGCCCGGCGGACCUGGGGGCGUUGUGGCGGUGCCGCCGGUGGUGGCCUCGCGGCUGCUGGUGGCGGGGGGCCCGGGCGAGGUGGGGCGCCUGGCUGGGCGGCUGCUGGGCUGCCUGGCGGGCGGGCUGGCGGCGAUGGAGGCGGCGGACGGCUACUCGCGGCGGCGGUCGGCGGCAGUGGCCUACAAUGAGCGGGUGGAGAUGGACCGGCGGCUGGCCAAGGUGGUGGGCAAGGAGGCCGUGUACGGCAACCCUGACAACGUGCAGGCUCUGCUGUCCUGCCUGCCUGCCGCCAGCUGUGUGCGGCUGCUGAGCUACCUGGUGGUGGAGGCGGCGGAGGAGCAGCUGUCCGGUGCAGCGGUCGCGGGUGCUGGUGGCGGCGGCGGCGGUGUGGCGGCGCUGGCGGCCCUGGCGGCGCACUACAUGGAUGGGGGCGUGAAGGACUCUCCGCCGCCGGUGCUGGCCUCGCCCGCGCUGCGCUACCUGCUGGGCGACCAGGAUCCCCAGGGCGGCGGCGGCCAGGAGGGCGGCCAGGAGGGCCAGGAGGGCGGCGGCGGGCACUGGGCCUGGGGCCUGCGCUGCAUGCGGCUCAACAGCCAGAUGCCGGGCCGCGUGGGGCUGCCGCUGCUGGUGGCGGCGCUGGCGGCGGCAGGAUGGCGGCAUGCGGAGGAGGAGGCGCGGCGGGCAGAGGCGCAUGAGGGCGCGGGGGAGGCCGAGCGGCAGGACGCGGAGGACGACGAACCGGAGGCGGGGGCGGGGGCUCGCCUGACGGCGGCGCAGUGGCGGCGCGAGCUGGCGGCGGUGGCGGCGCUGAGCCAGCGGGCGGCGGCGCGACUGCGGGCGGAGGGGCUGGUGCGGGUGGCGGACGGCGCGGGGGCGGGGGCGGGCGCAGGUGUGGGUGGUGUGGGGGCGGACGGUCUAGCCAUCUACAUCCAGAUGCGGUGUGCAGAGCAGCUGGCCGAGCGCCUGGGCAACCCGGGGGCGGCGGCUGUGGCGGCGGUGUGAGGUAGGGCGUGCAGUGCUGGGUGCCUGACCGGUCGGGGGGCGCGGCAGCACGCGGCCGCAGCGGCUGCAGCGGGGCUGAGCAGCGGACACGACCGCUGUGAGUGCGAGCGGUGGGACAGGGUAAUGGGCAGGUUGGCGUGGUGUGCAGCGCAUUGUAUGUGUAUGUGGCGUGACUACAAGCACUGGGGUGGGGACGAAACCGAGCCGCACUGUAACGCUCUGUCACA
This is a messenger RNA of Chlamydomonas reinhardtii, 2627 nucleotides long. RefSeq lists its product as uncharacterized. Bases 127 to 2400 code for a protein of 757 amino acids. The transcript is spliced from 14 exons. The record is from RefSeq and is a predicted model, not a curated record. NCBI's taxonomy places the organism in Eukaryota, Viridiplantae, Chlorophyta, Chlorophyceae, Chlamydomonadales, Chlamydomonadaceae.